CUCAGUCUCAUCCUCAUCCGGAAGGCAUCUGCAUUCAGCAAUCCGCCUCUCUCGAUCGCAAUGGAGAUCUCAGCCGGCGAAGCGAAGAAGAUAAAGUUGAAACCAAUCGAAGCAACACCGGAGAGCUUCAUGGACUAUGGCCAGGUGAUCGGACCGUCACCGGACGGCGAAGAGUUCGGGCCGCAAGACGCGCAGCUGAACUUGAGCGAAGGAACUCCGAGGUUCUACAUCAUGAGCCUGACGAACCGGCCCCUCGGAUUCUCCACCAUCACGCACCACGCGAAGGUCACGCAGUGCCUGGGGUCCAUCGGCGGCGGGGCCUGGUACCUGGGCGUCGCGAAGCCGUCGAUCGUGGCGGAGGCGGCGGCGCCGGAGGAGGGUGUGAAGAGAUCGAGGUGCGGCCAUUUGUACGCUGCUCCCGAGAUCGAGGAGGUCCGGGUGUUCAGGUUCAGCGGGCCCAAGUUCGUGAAGCUGGGAAAGGGGACGUGGCACGCUGGGCCGUUGUUCGAAGGAGAAUCCAUGGAUUUCUACAAUCUAGAAUUGAGCGACACUAACGUGGUGGUGGAUCACACAACUCAUAACUUCAGCAAGGAAGAUGGAGUGGUUUUUGCAAUUGAGAAAAGCGAGUAGCCUGUGUAGCAAGCAACCCUCCUCUCCUUUUGUACUACAAGUCUUGCUUCCUCUGCCAUUCAUGGCAGAUUUGGUUUCUUCACUUCUUGUAAUGUAACAGUCAUAACAUAAACUCAUAAAUUGCAUCCCUUUGUAGUUAGUCAUCUGAAUGUGAAGAAAGAGGUCUUCAAACCUCGUAUAAUGUCAUUGCUCAAGCUUCAAGGCAACAAUUUUACAGCAAACAUGUACAAGAGAGUAACAGCAAGGUAAUUAUCGGUAAUAAGGCUUAUC
Messenger RNA from Linum tenue, 900 nucleotides. NCBI's taxonomy places the organism in Eukaryota, Viridiplantae, Streptophyta, Magnoliopsida, Malpighiales, Linaceae. The record is from the annotation of a GenBank genome assembly.